ACAGAGAGCAAGAUAUGCGGUAUGUCAGCACUCGAGGAGCAGCUGGGAGCCUUGAUUUUGAAGGAGCUCUGUUCUCGGGGUAUGCUGUGGAUGGUGGUCUGCUGAUGCCUGAGAUGAUCCCAGCGCUGGACUACGUCACACUUCAGAAAUGGAGCACCUUCUCCUACCCGGAACUGGUGAAACGGUUGUGCUCCAUCUUCAUUUCGGCUGAACUUAUUCCCAAACCGGAUUUGAAUGACCUGAUUGAUAGAGCAUUCAGCAGGUUCAGACACAAAGAUGUUGUUCCUCUGUCAAGACUGAAGAAUGGCUUGAAUGUUUUGGAACUCUGGCACGGUGUGACCUUCGCCUUUAAGGAUCUGUCCUUGUCCUGCACGGGGCAGUUUCUGCAGUACUUUCUGAAGAAGAGGAAGAAGCACGUCACUAUUCUCGUGGGAACUUCAGGAGACACUGGCAGCUCAGCAAUUGAAAGUGUCAGGGGUGAAAGGAAUGUGGACAUAUUUGUUCUGCUGCCGCAGGGUCUCUGUAGCCAAGUGCAGGAACUGCAGAUGACUACAGUAAUUGAAGAGAACGUCCAUGUAUUUCUUGCUGAUGGGAACAGCGAUGAAAUUGAUGAGCCCAUCAAGGAAUUGUUUGCAGAUGAGGGUUUUGCCAGAAGACACAAUCUGAUGAGCCUGAAUUCGAUCAACUGGUCCAGGAUUCUGGUGCAGAUUGCGCACCAUUUCUAUGCCUACUUUCAGUGUGCCCCGUCCCUCGAUGCCGCGCCACUGCCAGUUCUGGAGAUGGUGGUUCCAACUGGGGGAGGAGGGAAUCUGACAGCUGGAUUUAUUGCAAAAAAAAUGGGGCUCCCCAUUGAACUUGUGGCUGUGGUCAACAGCAAUGACGUCGUACACCGAACUGUCCGGCAUGGCGAUUUCUCCGUCUCAGGGAGCAGGAGGUCUACUCUCGCCUCAGCAAUGGACAUUCAGGAGCCUUACAAUAUGGAGAGGAUCUUUUGGCUACUCUCUGGCUCAGACAGCAGUUUAGUGAAAAGUCUGAUAGAAGAAUUUUAUACUACUAAAAAGGUCAAGCUUCCAGACAAGUUGCAAACUGCACUUUCUGGAGCGCUGAAAACAUCCUCAUUCUCAGACGAAGAAAUUCUUCAGGCCAUGAAGGACUGUUGGGAAGAGAACCAGUACCUCUUGUGUCCACAUUCAGCCGUGGCUGUCGGCUACCACUACAAGCACCCCAGCCAUCAUCCCAGUAGGCCCAGGUGCUGCUUGGCCCCUGCCUCCCCCGUCAAGUUCAAGGAUGCUGUACUUAAAGCCCAUCUCACCCCUGAGGACUCCCCGGAGAUAAGCGCACUGAAGGAGAUGGAGACCAGAUCCAGGUCGCUGAGCCGAGAUGAAGAUUGGACAAACAUAUUGCGGCAACAAAUAGAGACAAUUACCAAACAAAGAUCUGUUGUCUUAAACUGAACAUUUGCAGGAAUUACCCGGGCAUUUGCCUCAUCAAAGUCUGUUAGUCCAUGGCAUUAUUAUGUUCUUUGGCUCAAGGAUCAAGAAUUAACUGUUGGGUAGAAUUCUCAAUCAUAGUGAAGUUUAUGUAGAACUUUGUUUAAAAGUGAAGUGCAGUGUAAGUCUUUGAUCCUGAAGAGAAGCAAGACUUUUACA
Molecule: messenger RNA, 1649 nt
Organism: Gekko japonicus
Lineage: Eukaryota; Metazoa; Chordata; Lepidosauria; Squamata; Gekkonidae
Gene: THNSL2
Product: threonine synthase like 2
Exons: 8
Coding region: 15-1454 (479 amino acids)
Biological process (GO): 2-oxobutyrate biosynthetic process; dephosphorylation
Molecular function (GO): pyridoxal phosphate binding
Source: RefSeq, a predicted model, not a curated record